Messenger RNA from Artibeus jamaicensis (Jamaican fruit-eating bat), 1551 nucleotides. RefSeq names its product malonyl-CoA-acyl carrier protein transacylase (gene MCAT). Bases 57 to 1217 code for a protein of 386 amino acids. Lineage: Eukaryota; Metazoa; Chordata; Mammalia; Chiroptera; Phyllostomidae. Gene Ontology annotation, molecular function: transferase activity. The record is from RefSeq and is a predicted model, not a curated record. The transcript has 4 exons.
CAGCCGCAGUCGGAUCUCGGUCGCCCCGGUAAUUCGCGUGGGGCCAGUACCACACCAUGAGCGUCCGGCUCGCGCGAGCUGUGAGGUCCUGGGAUUGGGCCGCGGGCUGCUGCCGAGGCGCCUCGGACUACCGGCUGCCUCCGCCGGGUGCCGUGGACGUGGCGGAGCUGCUGCGAGAUGCGACAACAGCGGAGGAGGGGCCCUGGGAGGCGGCGGCGCGGCGGCCGCCCGGCCAGUGUUCGGUGCUGCUCUUCCCGGGCCAGGGCAGCCAGGUGGUGGGCAUGGGCCGUGGUCUGCUCCACUACCCGCGCGUCCGCGAGCUCUACGCUGCUGCCCGCCGCGUGCUGGGCUACGACCUCCUGGAGCUGAGCCUCCACGGGCCACAGGAGGCCCUGGACCGCACCGCGCACUGCCAGCCCGCGAUCUUCGUGGCCUCGCUGGCCGCCGUGGAGAAACUGCAUCACCUGCAGCCCGCGGUCAUUGAGAACUGUGUUGCUGCUGCUGGGUUCAGUGUGGGAGAAUUCGCAGCCCUGGUGUUUGCCGGAGCCAUGGAUUUUUCUGAAGGUUUGUAUGCAGUGAAAAUCCGAGCCGAGGCUAUGCAGGAAGCCUCUGAAGCUGUCCCCAGUGGGAUGCUGUCCGUCCUCGGCCGGCCUCAGUCCAAGUUCACCUUCGCCUGUCUGGAAGCCCGGGAGCACUGCAAGACUCUGGGGAUAGAGAACCCCGUGUGCGAGGUGGCCAACUACCUCUUCCCGGAUUGCAGGGUGAUCUCCGGACACCUGGAGGCUCUGCAGUUCCUGCAGAAGAAUUCCUCCAAGUACCACUUCAGACGCACCAAGAUGCUGCCGGUCAGUGGCGCGUUCCACACCCGCCUCAUGGAGCCGGCCCUGGAGCCGCUGGCGCAGGUGUUGGAGGCCGUGGACAUCAGGAAGCCCCUGGUGUCUGUGCACGCCAACGUGGAUGGGAAUCGGUACAUGCACCCAAGACACAUCCAGAAGCUGCUGGUCCAGCAGGUGGUCUCGCCAGUGAAGUGGGAGCAGACGAUGCACACCCUGUACGAGAGGAAAAAGGGCACGGAGUUCCCCAAGACUUUUGAGGUGGGGCCUGGGAAGCAGCUGGGAGCCAUCCUGAAGAACUGUAACCUGCAGGCCUGGAAGUCGUACAGCAACGUGGAGGUGCUGGCGGCGGACGAGGCCCCCGAGUCUGACCAGGACUCCUAGGGUCUCCAGAUGAGCAGGGGGCAGGACGGGGGGCUGCAGGCCCGGGCUGUCACCCCCCCCCCCCCCCCCGUAGGCUGGUCCUGCCCUUCCUUCCAUCCAGCCUCCCCCCUGCGUGACCGACCAGGACUGUUUGCAAAGAGCUUUGAACACCGCAUGAAGUACUAGAAGUAUUUCUUUAUAACAAGACAGUUUGUUUCUCUCUGUUUUUAACGAUUUUAUUUUUACAGAGGAGGAAGGGAGAAAAACACCCAUCGGUUGCCUCUGGUUGCCUCCCGUACAUCCCCACUGGGGACCGAAACCCAUCAAACUGGCGACCUUUGGGGGAAGACGCCCA